AUUGAUGAAGGCAUAAAAGGAUAUCGCGAUGACUCCUUGAAGGCAGUUGAAAGAAAUCGAAUUGAAUAUUGUUUGCCUCUUACAGUGCUCAGCUAUAAAGAUUUGUAUGGUUGGACAAUGGACGAUAUCGUAGCAAAAAUAGGAAAAAAGAACAAUUGUACUUUUUGCGGGGUGUUCCGACGUCAAGCGCUAGACAGGGGUGCCUACAAAGUUGGUGCGACGAAGUUAGUCACCGGACAUAAUGCAGAUGAUAUGGCAGAAACCGUUUUGAUGAAUGUAUUGCGAGGAGAUAUCGCCCGGCUUCAGCGCUGUACCAAUAUCAUAACUGGUGAGGAGGGGGAUUUACCGCGAGUGAAGCCGCUGAAGUAUUGCUUCGAGAAAGAUAUCGUGAUGUAUGCGCGGCUAAACAAAUUGGAUUACUUUUACACGGAGUGCAUCUAUGCUCCUGACUCUUAUCGUGCAUAUUCGAGAUCAUUUGUAAAAGAUUUGGAGCGAAUGCGA
This is a messenger RNA of Cylicostephanus goldi, 501 nucleotides long. Lineage: Eukaryota; Metazoa; Nematoda; Chromadorea; Rhabditida; Strongylidae. The record is from the annotation of a GenBank genome assembly.